AUGAAGGCAUUCAUCAACAAAACAGAUGAACAAUUUGAGAAUUAUAGCACGGCUAUCCGGAAUUUAGAAAGACAAAUGGGACAGAUUGCGAAUUUGUUAUCUGAGAGGACUCCCGGUACUCUUCCCUCUGACACUGAAAAUAACCCAAAGAAAACAAUCAAAGUUGUAUCUCUGAGAAGUGGCAAAGCAUUGACUGACCCAAAGGUGAAAGUUAGACAUGAGGUAGUUAGCAAGAAGAUUGAGACACCAACAGAGAAAGAGAGUGAAGAGAAAAAGAGCCAGAUUAGCGGGGUACAAAAGAAGAUUGAAGAAAGUAGACAUAUGCCUGCUCUACCAUUCCCUCAAAAGAUGAAGCGGGAGAAACUUGACAAAUGUUUUGGGCAGUUCUUAGAGAUGCUCAAGCAACUGUAUGUGAACAUUCCUUUCACAGAGGUACUCACUCAGAUGCCUGCUUAUGCCAAGUUCUUAAAGGAAAUCCUGUCUAGCAAGAGAAAAUUAGAGGAAACAACAGUGGUCAAGCUAAAUGCCCACUGCAGUGCCAUCUUGCAAAAUAAAAUUCCCCAAAAGUGUGGGGGAUCCAGGAAGCUUCACCAUACCAUGAUCGUUGGGGAGUGA
Molecule: messenger RNA, 615 nt
Organism: Nicotiana tabacum (common tobacco)
Lineage: Eukaryota; Viridiplantae; Streptophyta; Magnoliopsida; Solanales; Solanaceae
Source: RefSeq, a predicted model, not a curated record